AUGAUCAAUUGCUCUUUUCGAAUCGAGAAUGACGAGGAUGAGAAAAAUGACAACAAUGAUAUUGCUGAUUACCCGCCAGACGAACGUGCUAAUGAAUCCUUGUACGAUUCUCAAAAUGCUAUCGAUGAGGGUGGUAAUGAGGAGGAGCAGGAAGGUAUAUUAGACUCAACGAAAUCUGAUCUCAGAGGAAUGAGGAUUGCUGAUAAUAUCAAUCCAACUUUAAGACAUUCAUAUUUCAAAAUUAAAAUAAAAGAUAGAAGUAAAUAUAUGCAUAAGCGGUCGGCGUGCUGGUUGCAAUUGAAUCAAAUAAAGAAAUUAUCGAGCGUUCUUUUAUCUCGUGUCAUGCAGGAAACAUCUAAUAGCAAUUAG
Molecule: messenger RNA, 369 nt
Organism: Adineta ricciae
Lineage: Eukaryota; Metazoa; Rotifera; Eurotatoria; Adinetida; Adinetidae
Source: the annotation of a GenBank genome assembly